AAAGUAGGAAGUAAAAACAUAAAAAACACGGGUAUCAUUCAUCGAUUCAUCUUUAACUUAUUAUCAAAUGAAAUGGUGGAUCUAAUGUUUUUUAAUCACUAAUUUGAUUAGUAUCCAGUGAAUCGUAGGUUAAAUAAAAAUCUGGUUGUGUUUAGCUAUUAUACACUAUGUAUUUUUUACGAUCGGUGUUCCCAUCAAUUAAACAAGUUUUAAGUGUACAUCAGAGCAUACCUAUGAUGAGCUAUAUCGGACAGGCUUGUUGGAGGAAUGGCUUUCACUCGGUUGCCAAUACCGCACAGUGCUCCAGUAUCCUGUCCAGGCUCAAUGGUCUCGCAGGGACAGGAGCUCCGGGGGGUUCCUGGUCGCUUAUUUCUGUCAGAAACAAUAUCCGAAACAACUUCCCACGGCCUAGUGAAGUGAAGAGACAGAGGUUGAACUUCUGGAACAGAAUGAAGACGAGGGGUGGCCGUGCUGUCCUCAUGAGACGAUAUCUUAAAGGGAGGCAUGUCCUGUCUCAUUAGAAUGUUUUGUGUAAUUAAUCCUUGUUAUCAAUAAAUUAGGCUUAUUGUGA
Molecule: messenger RNA, 571 nt
Organism: Homalodisca vitripennis (glassy-winged sharpshooter)
Lineage: Eukaryota; Metazoa; Arthropoda; Insecta; Hemiptera; Cicadellidae
Gene: mRpL34
Exons: 2
Coding region: 168-521 (117 amino acids)
Biological process (GO): translation
Cellular component (GO): ribosome
Molecular function (GO): structural constituent of ribosome
Source: RefSeq, a predicted model, not a curated record